AUGGAUUUGCUACCAGCAGAGAUGUUGUUUGAAAUAUUUAAAGAUUUAUCUGCAGAGGAUCUUAUUAAUUUAUCUUGUGUUUGCAAAUCAUUUAACGCCUUCAUCAAUAAUGAAUUGAAUUUGGUGAGAAAACUUCAAAUGUGCUUCCGAAAAUUAAAUUAUAAGGACGAAUCAACAUUGGGAGAUAGGCAAUAUACAAAGCUUUGUAUAGGAUUCUUUUCAACAUCUUAUCACCGAAAAUUAUUUCAUAGCAUUAGCAGUCGUCUAACGACCUUGAGUUUCUCAAACAUCAAAUUAAAAUUAAACAUUCUGAAAGCAAUUUUGAAUGCAGCACCAAACGUAACUUCAAUCAAUUUCUUUAAAUUUACUUUGUUGGAUGCACCAAGAGUAUUGAAGAAACCAUUUCCGCAGUUAGAUAUUAAAAGUUUGGUUUGCACGAGAUGUGAUCCUGGAGUUUAUAGGAUUUUUAAUGAGUGCAAUAUCAAAGAACUUACAGUGAUAAAUGACGACAAAGACGACUUUUAUGACUUCAGACAUUUAACUAGCUUACUCAAAAGCCAGAAAACCUUAAAAUGCAUUUUCAUAGAGGGACUCUUCCAAACAAAUUUAUUCAUUGACGAAUCAUUAGAUAAAGUUGACUUUCAUCUUGAAAGUUUUACUAUAAUUAAUGGAAAUUUCUGCAAGACAAUUCAUUUGAAGGAUUUCAUUGAAAACCAUGCAGACAGUUUAACACGUCUAACGAUUUCUGAUGUCGAAUAUUGUGAUUUUACACCAAGUUUGAUUUGUUUAACAAAUUUAAGGAUGUUUGAUUUUUCAAAUAUCUUUCUACAUAAUCUGGAAACUCUUGAAUCUGUAGAAAUUUUGUCAAUUGGUGGACAGAAAAUGAACAUAAGCAAAGGAUGCCUCUCAAAAUUUCCAUUCACAAAAAUUCUCAAGCUUAAGUGGAUGAGAAACGAAGAAAUGUUAGACAUUAUGUCACAGAACAUGAAGGAACUGGUGGAAGUAGAAAUCACUGAAGGUAUCGUGGAUGGAUUGAAAUCUAAAACAUUAAAGACGAUCGUGCUGGAUAACGUUGAUCGCCUUCCUUUAAACUUUUUCAUUGAAAAUGAUAAAAUUGAAGACUUUACAUUCCUCAAUUGCUCCUUUGUUAACGAUGAAAUAAUAGAAAAUGUUGUUUCUCUUAAACACCUGAGCCGGUUGACCAUUAUAAGAAGUGGGAACAUUACAAACAAUGCUUUAAAAUUAAUACGAAAUAAUUGUAAACAUUUAGAAAAAAUUGUUGUAAAGGAAAAUGGGAAUCAUUUAAAUUGGAAACUUAUGGAUAUUAUGAAUUGUAAAGUUAAUAUUCAAUAA
Messenger RNA from Clunio marinus, 1353 nucleotides. The record is from the annotation of a GenBank genome assembly. Lineage: Eukaryota; Metazoa; Arthropoda; Insecta; Diptera; Chironomidae.